AUGAGUUUGUCGGGAAGGUCAUUGUUUGGUUUCUCACUGACUGGUCAAGUGGUUGCUUUUGGAGAACCACUGGUACUUCCUCCUCCAUCUAUGCAAUUGGUGGUGAGAAAAUUGUGGGUUGUUCCCCUAUCAUCUGGUUUGCUAGUGGUGUUAUUUGGAAAACCACAAGUUAAGCCACUGUCGUCUGGUUUGACGGUGGAGGUGCCUCAAAAACCACCGAUUGAGCCACUAUCGUCUGGUUUAACGAUGGUGGUGUCUGGAAAACCAACGGUGAUGCAGCUGUCAUCUGAUUUGUUGAAGACUAUUGGAGAAACAUUGGUGUAA
Molecule: messenger RNA, 324 nt
Organism: Lactuca saligna
Lineage: Eukaryota; Viridiplantae; Streptophyta; Magnoliopsida; Asterales; Asteraceae
Source: the annotation of a GenBank genome assembly